AUGGCCAAUGAUGAUGUUUUGUUAGGGCACAAUGUUAGCCUCAGAGAUAUGCAGAUAUCUUCUGUUUUGAAGAUGUUAUUCUUGAAUGAAGAUACAAAGAACACUAAUCUGGAAGACACGUUUAAUGACCAAGAAUUGAUUUGGAAGGUGUUGCUCAUGGAUGUCAAGAGUACUGCUAUUAUUUCUUCGGUGCUUCGUGUCAAUGAUCUAUUAAAGGCUGGUGUUACUGUCCAUUCUUUAAUUCAUCAAGAUAGAUCCCCAUUGCCUGAUGUUCCAGCUAUCUAUUUUGUUUCCCCAACGCAAGGUAAUAUCGAUUUUAUUGUUCAAGAUUUGAAAGAUGACAAAUACUCAGAAUAUUAUAUUAAUUUUACCUCUACCCUAGACAGAGAAUUAUUAGAGAACUUGGCUCAAAAGGUUUCUGUUACAGGUAAAUCAGACAAAAUCAAGCAAGUCUUUGAUCAAUACUUAGACUUUGUUGUUACAGAACCCGAACUGUUCUCUUUAGAAAUGAGUAAUACUUAUUCUUUGUUGAAUAACCCAUCAUCUACUGAGGAGUCGAUCAACGCUAUUUGCAAUGAAGUGGCAGAAGGCUUAUUCAAUACUGUUAUCACAACACAAUCAAUUCCAAUCCUGAGAGCACCAAAGGGUGGUCCAGCAGAAACCGUUGCGGAAAAAUUGGGAAAUAAAUUACGUGAUUAUGUGAUUAAUACAAAGACAUCAAGUACAUCUGUAUUACCUGGUAAUGACUCGAUCGAAAGAUCUGUUUUGAUUAUUCUUGACAGACAGAUUGAUUUUGCAUGUAUGUUCUCCCAUUCUUGGAUCUACCAAUGUAUGGUAUUUGAUAUUUUCAAAUUAUCCAGAAACACCAUUACAAUUACGACAACAAAUGAUCAGGGUGAAGAAAGUCACAAAAGAUUUGAUAUUGAACCACAUGACUUUUUCUGGACUCAAAAUUCUCAUUUACCAUUCCCUGAAGCAGCAGAAAACGUUGAACUUGCAUUGACUGCUUAUAAGGAAGAAGCCGCUGAAAUAAGUAGGAAAACUGGUGUAACCAAUAUCAGCGACCUGGACCCGAAUUCUUCUGAGGAAACCACACAAUUUCAAGAAGUUGUCAACAAAUUACCAGAACUUACUGCAAGGAAGAACAUUAUUGACACUCAUGUUAACAUUUUCAGUUCACUUUUAGCUGAGUUGGAAAACAAGAAACUCGACACAUUUUUCGAAAUAGAGCAGGGUCCAAAUAGUAAUAAGGUACAAGAAUCAUUUAUGCAAAUCUUGGAUGAUGGUAAAACAAAUAACUUAGAGGAUAAAAUGAGAUCUUUCAUUGUGCUGUAUUUGACAGCCAAUGAUGGUUUAUCAAAGGAUUUCACAAACAAAAUCGAGGCAUACUUCAAGUCUAACGAAUAUGACAUUAGUCCCUUGAAAUAUGUCUAUAAAUUAAGGGAAUACAUGCAAUUAUCUAACAAAUCAUUACAAAACAAGUCUCUUGAAGAUGGUACAACUAACAGCAAUGUACACGCAACAUCAAAUGCUCUUUCAAGUCUGUAUAGUUUAACAGAGGGUAAAUUGCCAGGUAAAGUUGGCAGUUUAAUCUCCGGUAUCAAAAAGUUAUUGCCAGAAAAGAAGACGAUUCCUAUUACUAACGUGGUCGAGGCAAUAAUGGAUCCUUUAAAUAGUUCACAAAAGAAUUUGGAAGCUACGGAUAGUUAUAUUUACAUAGAUCCUCGUAUUACAAGGGGAGCUCACACUAAAAAACCAAAGAGACAAUCAUACAAUAAAUCAGUAGUAUUUGUUGUUGGUGGCGGUAACUAUCUAGAAUACCAGAAUUUACAAGAGUGGGCUCAUUCUCAAUUACACAAUCCAAAAAAUGUUGUGUAUGGUAGUACUGCAAUUGAGACACCAGCUGAGUUUUUGAAGGAAAUUGCAGAUCUGGGUUCUGAAAAGGCUUAG
Molecule: messenger RNA, 1950 nt
Organism: Kazachstania africana CBS 2517
Lineage: Eukaryota; Fungi; Ascomycota; Saccharomycetes; Saccharomycetales; Saccharomycetaceae
Gene: SLY1
Product: syntaxin-binding protein
Exons: 1
Coding region: 1-1950 (649 amino acids)
Biological process (GO): endoplasmic reticulum to Golgi vesicle-mediated transport; intracellular protein transport
Cellular component (GO): Golgi membrane; cytosol
Molecular function (GO): syntaxin binding
Source: RefSeq, a predicted model, not a curated record